Messenger RNA from Cynara cardunculus var. scolymus (artichoke), 618 nucleotides. RefSeq lists its product as uncharacterized. NCBI's taxonomy places the organism in Eukaryota, Viridiplantae, Streptophyta, Magnoliopsida, Asterales, Asteraceae. The annotation marks the transcript as partial. The transcript has a single exon. The record is from RefSeq and is a predicted model, not a curated record.
AUGGCUCCGUACGAGGCCUUAUAUGGACAGAAAUGUCGUGCGUCAACCUAUUGGAAUGAAGUCGGAGAAAAAGUCAUCAAAGGACUUGACUUGGUUCAUAUUACUACCGAAAAAGUCAAUAUUGCCCGCCAGAAAAUGAAAGAAGCUCAAUCACGCCAGAAAAGUUAUGCGGACAAACAUCGYAAGCCUCUCGAAUUCCGUCCAGGUGAUCAUGUCUUUUUGAAAGUCUCGUCGUUCAAAGGUACCCGGAGAUUUGGAAUCAAAGGCAAGCUUAGCCCUCGAUACAUCGGUCCAUUCGAAGUUUUGGAGCGUGUUGGAAAAGUUGCAUAUCGUCUAGCCCUACCGCCUCAAUUAUCGCACAUAUACAAUGUUUUCCAUGUAUCGRUGYUCCGCRGGUACAAUUACCACCCUCUUCACGUCGUAGAAUAUCCGUGUGAUAAAAUUGAAAGUGGUCUCUCUUAUACGGAAGAACCAGAAGCAAUUAUCGAUCGGGAGGAGAGAGUGAUGCGACGAAAAGUAAUUCCGUUUGUCAAAGUUUUAUGGCGAAAUCAUUCGGAACGAGAAGCUACAUGGGAAACUGAAGAUUCGAUACGUAAAGAAUAUCCUCAUCUAUUUCAG